AUGACUGAGGAGGACACUGAGUGGAGGGUCGAUGCAGGUACGACCGCGAUCACAGAGAUCCAGGGUGCAAUUGAAGCCUGUGUGAAGCUCAGUGGGAUGCCUGACCUGACCUUGUCCUUUAUGAAUCCUCGUCUUCUUGAUGACGUGAGUUUCCACCCGUGCGUUUGGUUUAGGCGCCGGGAGUCGGAGCGCGUCCUGUCAUUGAUCCCAGCGGAUGGAAAGUCCACGCUCAUGACCUACCGCGUCAGCUCUCAAAAUCUCGUAGCCAUUCCAGUGUAUGUGAAGCAGAACAUCAAUUUUUUCGAGACAGGAUCUUGCGGUCGCUUGGACAUCACCAUUGGACCCAAGCAGACAAUGGGGAAGACGGUGGAGGACCUGAAAGUCUCUAUCCACAUGCCUAAGGCUGUGCUUAAUGCCAACCUCACAGCCACACAGGGAAACUACACCUAUGACUUUGCUACAAAGGUGUUGGUUUGGGACAUUGGUAAGCUUAAGCCCCAGAAGCUUCCUAACCUGCGAGGCAGUCUGAGUAUGCAGACAGGUAUCCCUAAACCCGAAGAGAACCCCUCGCUCAACAUUGACCUAAAGAUCCAGCAGUUGGCCAUAUCAGGUCUUAAAGUGAACCGUCUCGACACGCACGCAGAGAAGUACGAGCCGUUUAAAGGCGUCAAAUAUGUGACUAAAACAGGCAAAUUUCAAGUGAGGACCUGA
Molecule: messenger RNA, 711 nt
Organism: Archocentrus centrarchus (flier cichlid)
Lineage: Eukaryota; Metazoa; Chordata; Actinopteri; Cichliformes; Cichlidae
Product: AP-3 complex subunit mu-1-like
Exons: 6
Coding region: 1-711 (236 amino acids)
Source: RefSeq, a predicted model, not a curated record